CAAGUGGAGACUAUCAGCAACAAAACAACCCUACAACUUCCAGCAUAGACAACAAUUAUUUCCCAUAAAAAUUUCAAUUGCGAAAUACAAAUCCAAAUUUGCUUUAAAUUCUCUGCUCGCGAUGUACAAGCUAUUGCCCUUCAGCGGGGAUCUGAUGCGGUAUAUCCUGCAGCCAUUGAAGAGCAGCAAGCGCAAGAACGCCUACUCCAUAUGGAAAUUCUGUCCGAUGAAGCAAGCUAAACAGGCCUACAGCAAGCUGCACUAUUGUCAGUUCUGCAAGCCCGAUUUGUUUCCGUUGAUCUUCUGGUUUGUGCUGGCUCUCAGCAUUUGGGGCGCCGCCUGCACGCUCAAGCAGACGCUGAAGCUGUUUAGUUGCCCGAACAGCAAGCUGGCCAUGUGGCGCAACCGGGAGUUCCAUGUGUUCAGCGCCAAGCUGCUGCACAGCGCCCGAUUGAUUGGCUCCUGUGCCACCAUCACCGUUUGGUGCAUGCUCACCUGUGGCCUCGUUAUGCUCAAGCCGGAACUGAUGGACCCCUGGUUCGUACUCUACACCUGUGUGAUGAUCGCCGAGCUCAUAGUUUGGGUGUACGAAGUCCUGACCGGUCACAUUCAGCUCGAGCUGCACCAGGGACUGACGCUGAUCCUGCCCAUUGUGAAUCUCAUGAUGGUCGCGUGUGUGAAGACGGUCAUUGAGAAGUCUCUGAAGGAUCAUGUGGAGGACUCGCUGCGUAUUUUUUAAUUCUCAAUAAAAGCCUAAUCGAUUGGACGGGCGGGCUUUGCUUUGGCUUUAA
Drosophila obscura is the source of this 791-nucleotide messenger RNA. RefSeq lists its product as uncharacterized. The transcript has a single exon. Lineage: Eukaryota; Metazoa; Arthropoda; Insecta; Diptera; Drosophilidae. The record is from RefSeq and is a predicted model, not a curated record. The coding region runs from base 122 to 739 and encodes 205 amino acids.